Molecule: messenger RNA, 1239 nt
Organism: Coregonus clupeaformis (lake whitefish)
Lineage: Eukaryota; Metazoa; Chordata; Actinopteri; Salmoniformes; Salmonidae
Product: phosphoglycerate mutase 2-like
Exons: 3
Coding region: 101-868 (255 amino acids)
Biological process (GO): glycolytic process
Molecular function (GO): intramolecular phosphotransferase activity
Source: RefSeq, a predicted model, not a curated record
UCGCUCGGGGUCACUGUUGGUCUCAGAGUGUGUGUGUGUACCAUAACGGAGGGCCGUGUCUCGUGUGUUUGGUAAAGAAAUUUAAAGCAACACUGCAAGCAUGACUACUGCCCAUAAAUUGGUGAUCGUCCGUCAUGGCGAGAGUGAGUGGAACCAGUACAACAAAUUCUGCGGCUGGUUUGAUGCCGACCUCAGCGAGAAGGGCCUGGAGGAGGCCAAGCGUGGUGCCAUGGCCAUCAAGGACGCCGGCAUGAAGUUCGACAUCUGCCACACAUCUGUGCUGAAGCGCGCCGUCAAGACCCUGUGGACCAUCCUGGAGGGCACAGACCAGAUGUGGCUGCCUGUGUACCGCACAUGGCGUCUGAACGAGCGCCACUACGGCGGCCUGACAGGUCUUAACAAGGCAGAGACAGCCGAGAAGCAUGGAGAGGAGCAGGUCAAGAUCUGGCGUCGUUCCUUCGACACCCCCCCUCCCCCCAUGGAACACGACCACGCCUUCCACAAGAUCAUCAGUGAGUCAAGGCGCUACAAGGGCCUGAAGCCCGGUGAGCUGCCCACAUGUGAGUCCCUGAAGGACACUAUUGCCCGUGCCCUGCCCUACUGGAACGAUGUCAUCGCACCUGAGAUCCAGGCCGGCAAGAACGUCAUCAUCGCUGCCCACGGCAACAGCCUCCGCGGAAUUGUCAAGCACUUAGAGGGCAUGUCAGACGCUGCCAUCAUGGAGCUGAACCUGCCAACAGGUAUCCCCAUUGUGUACGAGCUGGACGCGAACCUGAAGCCCGUCAAGCCCAUGGCUUUCCUAGGAGACGCUGAGACUGUGAAGAAGGCCAUGGAGGCCGUGGCUGCCCAGGGCAAAGCUAAGAAGUAAGCCAGCCUGGAGGCGUCAAGAGGAGAAAGAGAAGAAGUGGCUGUUCCCCCCCAUCCUUAACUAUCAAUCAUUCACCCCCCCAUUCAGAUGCAGUCCAUUGCAUCCUGUGAUAAAGGCUCCCUUUGGUUGUGGAGAUAGGCCCUGUGUAGCCACCUGUUUUUGAGAGGGAACAUCAUGAAACCCAAAUAUUGGGUGAUUGUUCCAUAGAUCUGUGGAGGUGGUACUGGGACUGCACAAGCCUUGUCCACUCACCCAAACACACACACACACACUAUUGUGGAGUCUCACAGUCCCACUGUAGGGUUGGUGAAGCCCUGUGUUAAGGGCACCACACUCUGACACAACAAAUAAAGAAACCACCUUUUUGUGUC